GCAGCUUACGUUAGGCAUUCGUAGAUGUACAUUGUAAGGUACGGUAGGACAUCAGUUGUAUGUCCAGUCUGAUAUGAUAUUGUAGUAAAUAAUUCCUCUUCGCAACAUCGCGGUCGAUGUUUAUGGAUUGCCAGAAAUUGACGCGUCGUUGAACGGACUUCCAGGUGAGGCUACAACGCUUAACAGUUAACAUUAAGGUAACGUUACGAAAAUGCCACUGCAUGGGAAAAUAGUCGUGAUUAAGAGGACUGGAGGAGAUGGGACUGAGUUUCCUCUUACUGCAACGUGCUUAUUUGGAAGGAAGCCUGACUGCGAUAUUCGUAUUCAGCUUCCUCAAGUCUCCAAGGAGCAUUGCAGAAUUGACUUGAAUGAAAAUAAAGAGGUCAUUUUGACAAAUUUGAGCUCAGUGAAUCCAACUCGUGUCAAUGGAAAGCCUAUGCAGCAGUCUGAGCGUUUGAAGCAUGGAGAUGUGAUAACUGUAAUUGACCGUUCUUUCAGGUUUGAGUACCCACCAGCACCCACGCCAAAGAAGAGGUCUUCAAUAGGAGGAAAAACUGAAACCUUCAAAGUUCUUCAAGAUCAGCAAGUGGGGGACACAUUCGCUGUUGAAAAAGGAGACAAGAGGGUCUCUGAAGUGUCCACAGACCCUCAUCUGAAAGAUGGAACUAACCAUGACAACAUCCAGCGAUCGCUGGAGAAAACUAUGGUGGAGUCAAAGGAGGAUGAUGGCCUGCUGCAAGGCAAGACCACCUCCCCCUUCAAGGAUCUGUAUCAAAUGAUCAAAAAAUCUCUGGAUAUCAAGACCCCUCGGAAAUCUUCUGCCAGUCUGCUCCAAACGCCUUCUUCAAGGUUUUGCACACCAAAACCUUGUUCCAUCAGGAAAAAUGAUGGAAGCCCUGUCCUUUCCACAGAAGACAAGAGCACUCCUAAGAAGAAUGAAACUAAAGGGGAGAAUGAAAAAAUAAGUAAUGGGACCCCAAAGUCUGUAAAGAAACAGAGGAGGUCCUUCCAUGCUCCCUCUACUGAGAUGGCCGGACCAGAAGCUGAAAAUACAGCUUCACCCCAGAAGAGAAACCGUGCAUCCCCCCAGAGGUUUACUGUGUGUGAGGUUAUUGAGCAAGUUUCCGCUCAAACGCCAAAGUCGCCUAUGAGAAGGAGAAGCAAGGAGGUCACACCAGCCAAACUGGUGACUAAGGAGCAAGAAGAGCAAGCGGUGACUUCUCCCAAAAUACUUCAGGCAUCACCAAGGAACUCAGAGAAAACUGAACAAGCGAAAGAGACGUCUAAAAAACGCAAAAGCGGAGAACUUGCGGCUGACUUACCCGCACCACAAAUGAAGAGGAAACGGGUUUCCUUUGGAGGUCAACUGAGUCCUGAGUUAUUUGACAAACGACUGCCUCCUGACUCUCCAUUGCGCAAGGGUGCUGCUCCGCGGAGAAGCUUGUGUCUGUCUAAACCCAACCAGUCACUCCUCAGACGAGCAUCGGUCAUUGGCAUGAUAAAGGAGUUUGAACAAGAGCAUCCAGAUAGCCCAAAGGUUCGAAGAACGCCUACAAAGAAGUCGCCAAAAUCCAGGACCCCUUCUCCCAAGGCAGCAACUCCUGCAAAGAGGUCGCCAAAAUCCAGGACCCCUUCUCCCAAGGCAGCAACUCCUGCAAAGAAGUCGCCAAAAUCCAGGACCCCUUCUCCCAAGGCAGCAACUCCUGCAAAGAAGUCGCCAAAAUCCAGGACCCCUUCUCCCAAGGCAGCAACUCCUGCAAAGAAGUCGCCAAAAUCCAGUAGUCCAUCACCUGCAAGGGGAAGGUCCCCCUCCAGGAACAAAGUGGAAACUCCUAAGGCCAACGAACAGCCUAAGAAUCAACGCAAGUCGGUAACUCCAGGAUUCCAGACCCCCUCAAUACAAGGGCGCUUCUCUGUGUCACGCAUCAGCACACCAUCUCCAGCUGCAGAAAACGCUGUUUCUGCCCAGGUGCCUUUAGUCUCUGUAACUCCUAAAAUACCCCUGAGGAGGAAGAGCGCCUCAGGGAAGACUCCAAGUAUGGCAAAGAGCGCUGUGAAAGUAAUGCGCAGAAGAAGUGGCAUUUCACGGGCAUCUAUGAAACUGUGGGCAGAUGUUGUGAAAUUUGGGCAACCCAAGGCUCAAGUGGCUGCUCCAGCUAAAAAAACAGUCCCCAAAAAGACAACAAAAAAGGCUGCGUCCAAACCACAGACCCCUGCAAGAGAACUCAAAGGCCAUGUCAGCACUGGGCAUGCAAAUUCACCUGUUACCAUUGUUUUGAGCAGAGCUCACUAUCAAAAGUUUGUAAAUCCAACUGGUGCUGCACCAAGACUGGUCGCCAAUACUGCUCUCCUUAAAAAAAACAUGAAAAUGGACGAGGACCUGACUGGAGUUUCUGAAAUGUUUAAAACUCCUCUAAAUGAGAGGAAGAGGAGGUCUGUAAUCAACAAGACCAGUGCUGUUAAGACACCAGCAGAAGGCCUGGGCACAUCUGUGGUAGAACCAUCAGUGUUGAACACACCAGAAGGACCAGGCGAAAUGAUGGUGUCCCCACUGAGUGUUUCAUCUAUGGUAAAAGAGAAAAGCUACAACAGUGAGGCAGUCCAACGCCUCCUGAAUGAAGAUCCAGAGUCUAGCUUAGUCAGCGAUGUCCCUGCCUUGGAGAUUCACUCUGAUUCUGGUGAACAGCAGUGCGCAGAUUUGAAGACACACUCUGUAACAACUCCCAAACAGAAGCCAGAAUUACCGGAGUGUCUCACUGGCGUGAAGAGGAUCAUGAAGACACCAAGACAGAAAGCUGAGCCUAUUGAGGACCUGAGAGGGAGACUUCUGAGAACUCCUAAGCAGAAACCUGAACAAUUAGAGUGUCUCACUGGAGUGAAGAGGAUCAUGAAGACACCAAGACAGAAAGCUGAGCCUAUUGAGGACCUGAGAGGGAGACUUCUGAGAACUCCUAAGCAGAAACCUGAACAGCAGGAGUGCCUCACCGGAGUAAAGAGGAUCAUGAAAACCCCACAACAGGAAGUUGCGCCUCUCAAAGACCUUCAGGCAAAACUUCUGGGAACUCCUAAAGCUCUAAAGGCUGAUGCAGGUUUGGAUGAUAAAGAACUUGAAGAGACACCAGCACACGUGCAAGAAUCUGAAGACCAAUCGGAAAUGACAGAAAUGAAAACUCCAAAUGUGAAGAGCUCCCCAUUGGUAUGUCUCACAGGUAUCAAGAGAAUAAUGAAGACGCCCAAGGAGAGAAGUGCUCCAGUUGAAGAUAUGGUUGGCAUAAAGAGCCUCAUGAAAACUCCCAGAGAUAAGAGUGAACAGGUUGUGGAGAACUUAAGUAUCAAGAGACUCGCAAAAUCGCCAAGGCUGAGCAGUAAUGCGCCAGUGGAAGUCUUGGAGGGAGUUCAAGAGCUUGUGGAGGAGCCACUGACUGAUCACACAGGAGUGGACACAAAUGAGGUGGCAGAUCAAAGCCCUCUGGAUUGUGGUGAAGACAUUGCAAAAGAGCUAGACUUUGCCCAGGAGGAGCCUCGAGACAAUGUGCAAUCAGAUGUGAUCAAUGAUGUGCUCCAAAUUCACACGACAAAGGAAGCAGAUGCAAAUGAAGUUGUCGAUCAUUUGGAGGAGGUGCCAAGUGGACAUGAUGAUGAAGAUGCAUCAGAUACCAUGGAAACAGUUUCUCAAGCAGCUAUAGAUGAGAAUUUACCUGUCGACGCAGCAGAUGAGCAUGUAUCUGAAGAACAACCUGAAGUGGAGACUGCCACAGAUUCUGACCAUGAGAAGAAACCUGUUCGUGGCAGAAGAGCAAAAACAGAAUCUAAAGCAGCUGAGGAUAAACCGGAGGCAACAGAACAUUGUGAAGAUCCCGUCACCCCUGCUCCAGUCAGAGGAAGAAGAGGGAAGAAAACUGAAGCUACUGCACCGCCUGCUGUUAAACAGACAACAAGAAGCAGGAAUGCAAAGACCACUGAAAGCAGGGAUGUUGAGAUUGCAAUGGAGAAAAGCGAGUCUCUGCCUUCCAAAGUUGCCCCUAAGCCUAAACGAGGAAGAAAUGCCAAAAAGUUUUCUUCUGCUCAAGCUGAAAUGGUGCCAGUGCCUGAGAGUGAGCAGAGCCCCCGAGUUGAUGUCAACCACGAGGCAAAUGACACUGCAACAGCUCUGGAGAAGGCUGUAUUGAAGCCUAAGCGGGGCAGAAAAGCUGAAAAAUCUGUGCCAGAGCAGCAAGAUGUGCCCCAAGCUGACAUGGCAAAAGAAGCAGGAGCAACUGAAGUCUGCGGUGACGAGCUGGAGGUGUUGCGCAGUGGACAGGAUGAAAAUAAAUCAUCAGAUGCAAUGGAAAUCUUUCACCAGGCACCUGUAACUGAGAGUUUACCUGAAGUGAAGACCGCAACUUGUGAAGUCACAGAAAUGGAGGCAGCUGUCGUUCAGAAAAAAUCUGGUCGAGUCAGGAGACCGAAACUGGUAGAAUCUAAAGCAGCUGAGGAUAAACCGGAGGCAACAGAACAUUGUGAAGAUCCUGUCGUCCCUGCUCCUGUCAGAGGAAGAAGAGGGAAGAAAAUUGAAGCUACUGCACUGCCUGCUGUUAGACAAACAACAAGAAGCAGGAAUGCAAAGUCUCAAGAGAACACCUCUGAUGAUCAACCUGAAAUGGUACCACAGAAAGUUGUGGAGCCACUGGUGGCUGAGGUUUCCACUGAAGCUGUGAGUGACCAGACUUCUUCACUAAAUACCCAUCAGGAAGAAAAGGAUCCUGCACCGCCCGCAGAAGCUGUUGUGAAGCCCAUUAGAGGGAGAAAAACUAAACAAGCACCUGUUGAGCCACCUCAGUCAGAGCAAAAUGAAGUUGUUAGUGACGAGCCUGCAGACGCUCAAGCUCAAAAGUCCAUUCCUGCUGUUGGAAAACCCAGAAGAGGGAGAAAGCCAAAAACUGAUACUGUUGAACAAAAUGAGGUGGCAGAGGACCCUGUUCUCAUUGUGGAGACCAAGCAGCAGGCUCAGCCUCUGCUCAGGGCUAAGAGGGGAAGAAAUGCCAAAGAGGAAGAGCUAGAGAACGAUGUCCAGACUAUUUCAGUUGAGACUGCUAAACCACAAGAGCCGGUUAAAAAAUUAAGGAGAACCAGGAAGGCAGAGCAAGACCAUGUAGAACCAAGAGAAGAAGUCCAACCCGUUGUCCCAGAGGAGGCUGAGGCUCCACUUGUUGCCGAGCCAGUGAAGAUGAAUGAACCGGCAACUGUGGCUGCAAAACCAAGGAGAGGAGGGCGAAAAGCAAAACAGGACACACAAGAGUGUGAAACCCCUGUUGAAUCUGCUGAGGUCCAUGAAGUUCCUAUCGUCAGCUCCACAGGCAAACCCAAACGUGGCAGGAGAGGAAAACAAGUUACUGAAGAGAUCACUGCUGUAGCACCAGAGGAACAACCUGACCAUGAGCUUCAGGCUGAAGAGGAGAAAAUUGCUGAGCCAGAGGCUUCAACCAUCAAACAUGGCAGGGCAAGGGGGCUUAAAACAUUGGUGAAAACUGAGCUUCCACAAGCCAUUCCGGCCAAGAGAGCCCGUCGAGGUGCAGCUGCUCCCCUUGAGGACACCAAUGCAGAAUCGACAGUCCUGGUUUCAGAGUCUGCGCCAAUUUCAGUACAGCCAGCUAAAAGGGGGAGACGUGCAGCAGCAAAGCCCACAACAGAUGAUGCUGGUGACCAGGCAAAUCCCACUGAAGACGUAAGCAGUGCUGUGGUGGAAGACACAAAAAUGUCCAAUAGAUGUGUCAAGUGGAAAGCAGAUUUGGAAGUGUUUGAGAUUCCACAAUUAACACCUGUAAAGGCGGUCCGAGGCAGGAAGUCAAAACUUGGAGACAAGGUUGACACUGAAAGCAAAAAUGUCUCUAAGGAUGCCAACAAAACUGAAGAGAAGGAUCUCUCAGAUGAAGUUGUCGAAGCUCAGCCCAUCAAGAGAGCCAGGCGCGUGGCAAAGGUCGCUGACAAAGAGUUCACAAGCAAGGUGAAAAGUGUUGAGGCUGAGGCACAGCCAAAAACCCGAAGAGGAAGAGCAGCAAAGAAAUAAAUGCAUUUGUAUAUAUCCUUAAUCAUAAUGACUUUUUCCCUUUAAAUCUUUGUCAUUUUUUUUAAGAUUGUAUGGCAUUUUAGAAAGUAGUUUUAUAAAAACGAAGCACUGCUUUUUUUUUUCUCCAAUACAGCAGGGAAUCUUGUUUAAACCCUUUUUAUGUCGUGACAAGUUGUAUGUUCAUUACAUUGCGAAUAUUUUUAUGGUGAAAAAAGUGGUUAUUAAAUUUUUGUACAAUGGGGGAAAAAA
Micropterus salmoides (largemouth bass) is the source of this 6295-nucleotide messenger RNA. It is a transcript of the gene mki67, whose product is annotated as marker of proliferation Ki-67. Gene Ontology annotation, cellular component: nucleus; chromosome. The transcript is spliced from 17 exons. Bases 212 to 6046 code for a protein of 1944 amino acids. Gene Ontology annotation, biological process: regulation of mitotic nuclear division; regulation of chromosome segregation. Gene Ontology annotation, molecular function: protein binding. The record is from RefSeq and is a predicted model, not a curated record. Lineage: Eukaryota; Metazoa; Chordata; Actinopteri; Centrarchiformes; Centrarchidae.